Messenger RNA from Blepharisma stoltei, 2663 nucleotides. NCBI's taxonomy places the organism in Eukaryota, Ciliophora, Heterotrichea, Heterotrichida, Blepharismidae. The record is from the annotation of a GenBank genome assembly.
AUGGCAAAGGUCUUUAUUGACAAUAUAAAUACCUAUAUAGGGCAAUCACUUCUUGAAGAGAUUUUAAAUCAAGACCCAGUGCCGAAUAUUUGUGCAACCCUAAAUCCUUCGUUUCCUAUAGGCUCAUAUCCAGGGAUUUCAAUUCUUGAAGUAACUUCCAUAUAGCGACAUGAUAAUUUGUCAUUUAAUGCUGCUUUACUUGAAUGCGACAUAGUUAUCUAUGUAUUUUUUAAUUUUAUUUUCAUUUAAAGAAUUAUUUUUUUAUAAAUUUUUUAUAGCAUUAUCUAUGAUAUGCACACAGCAGAUCUUAAUGAGCUUCAAGACAAAGCCAAAAUCAUUGAUGCUUAUCAUGCUGCUAAGCCCCGCACUCUUAUUGUAAUUUCAAGUGUUAUGACAUGGGGUGCUACAAUUCCUAAACAAGAAGAAAUGACACCUGAAGACAUUGAAGAGCUGAAAGAGCAGCUUGGAGAAGACAUUACAGAAGAAAAUAUCCCAAAAUUCAAAACUGUGCCAUAUGAGGAAUCUGAUUACAAAAAAAGAAAAGCUCCAGAAAAAUAAGCUUCUGAUAUUUGUAUAUUCCAUAUAAGUAGGCCAAAUAUCUUGAUGCAAAAAUUGAAUAGCCUACUUUCUUUAGAAAUUAAGGUUCUGAGUAUUCAUCGUUUAGCUAUUUUUCUUAAAUUUAGAUUAUUAAUUUUUAAAAACAAAUACUAAAAAUGGCUAAUUUAUUUGAUAAAAAUAUACAAAACAUGGAAAGGAAUUGAAACUUUAGUCCUUAGCAUAGGCAUGAAUAAGCCUGAUCUUAGCAUCUAUGUAAUAGCAAGCGGAAUUUUAUAUGGAAACGGCGAAUGGCUCUUAAAUUACCACUUUAGGUCUGCAUGGCUCGAAAACCCUGAAGAGCUCCCCUAUAUCGGCUCAGGUGAAAAUUUGGGUUGCAUAAUAUUUGCUCUGCACGUUUUGGUAUUGAAGCAUUCUCUAGAUAAUUUUCCCAAAAAAAUCCUUGCUAGUCAUUACCAGAAAUAGCACUAAAUAUCUGAUAGGAAACAAUUUAAUCAUAUAUAUUUUCUAUGAAAUGUUGCAUAAGUAAAAGUGUAGAACAAAUGCAUGAACCAGAAAAUUUCAUUCCAAUGAUCCACGUAAAAGAUCUUGCUCGUAGCGUAAAAUUUGUCCUCCAAACAAAGCCGCAAGUGCAUUACAUUUUUGGUAUUGAUAACGCUAAAUCUCAGCUUCAAAAAGAUCUAGUUUCUUCUAUAUCAAAUGGUAUUGGAACAGGCAAAAUUCGUAGUGUCAGCUAUGAAUCGGUAAAAAACGAAGAAUGGAGUGAAGCCUUUUGCCUUAAUUGCAAGCUUAAGCCUUCGAAAGUUCUUUUACCUCCCCAGGAAGGUGAAGAGGAAGAAGAGGAAGAGGAUGAAGAAGAGGAAGAAGGUGAAGAAGGCCAAGUGAGAUUUAAAAAAGAAAAAAAAAUCAAGCUUGAGUGGCACUGUUUAGAAGGUUUCCAUGCCAAUGUGCAGAAAUUAAAUGUCGAAUUUAAUGAAAAUCGAGGACUGAAACCAAUAAAAGUUAUGGUUACCGGCCCACCAGCGUCAGGAAAAAGCCAUUUUUCCAAAAAAUUGGCAAAAUUUUAUAACGUGCCGUGGAUACAUGUCGGGAGUGUAGUCAAUGAGUUGAUAAACAUGCCAGGCGAAUUCGGAGAUGAAGUAAGAAAAGAGCUUGAAGAAAUCAAAGAAACAAUGCUAGAUGAGCUAGAGCAAAAUAAAAAAGAAGACGAAGUGAUUGACCCAAAUUCUGUAAAACCAAGAAUUCCUGAUAAAACUUUGAUAAAAGGAUUUAAACUAAUAUUGAAAAAAAAUCCAUGCAGGAAUAGGGGCUAUGUGCUUGAUGGGUGGCCUAAAAAUUAUGAACAAACUUGGAAACUUUUUAAGAUAAAACCUCCGCCCAAAGAAGGAGAAGAGGAAGAAGAGGAAGAUGAAGAAAAUCCUGAUGCUUCUAAACUAGUAGUGGAUACGUCAAUUUAUGCUGAAUCUCUGAUCCUUUUUCAGGGUUCUGAUGAUUUCUUGAUAAAUCGUGUAAAAGCUCUUCCAGAGUCCGCGAUUGAAAAUACGCAUUAUACCAAUGUUGAUAUGAAUAGGAGGUUAAAGGAUUAUCGAGUUUCUAAUGAAGAUCCAUCUGGAAACCUGGCCGUAAAAGAUUUUUUUAUUGAAAACUCAACUGAUAUUUUCCCUAUAGAUUGCAGUACCUCAGAAAACGAUACCUUUGAAAGCAUGAAAAUUUAUAUUGAGAGGUUUGGAAGGCCUUUUAACUAUCAAACUCAUCAAGAAGAAGCAGAAAAUAAAAGAAUUAAAGAAAUCGAAGAAAAUAUUGCUGCAAAGAAUAAGAAAAAGGCAGAGCAAGAAAAGCGUGAAGAAGCUUUAGAGAUUGACGCUAGAAAAAAAAGAGAAAAGCAAGCUAAAGAAACAGUGGACAAAAUGCAUUCAGAUGAAAGACAAUUAUUAGAAGAAAGAGCACAGCCUUUGAAAAACUAUUUACUAGAUAAUUUGCAUGAAGUAUUAGCCAAAGGACUAAUAAAAGUCUGCAAAAAGGAAAGAGCUGACCCUAUUGAUUAUUUAGCAAAAUACCUCUUCAAGCACGGCGACGAAGUUCCCCAUCCCGAUCCAUCUCUUUAUUAA